Molecule: messenger RNA, 234 nt
Organism: Orycteropus afer afer
Lineage: Eukaryota; Metazoa; Chordata; Mammalia; Tubulidentata; Orycteropodidae
Source: RefSeq, a predicted model, not a curated record
AUGGGCAGCAAAGGCGCAGCCAGACGCCAGUUGUAUCUGGACGGCCCCCCAAGGCAGUCAGCGAGCGGCGCUCCCGCGCUUCUCCCACCAGCAGCUCUCUGCCGGCCCCGCCACGCUCCCGCCACGACCCGGGAUAGCCCGGAAGUCCCCAGGCCACCCUUUCCCCAGUACCCUUCGGGGAAAUCCGGAACAGGUCUGCAGGAGCAGAGAACAAAACAAACAAAAACCCCGUAA